AUGGAUCACACACUACACGUCUUUCGUGGAUCAGGUGAUGGCAAGAUAAUUCAGGAUGAAAUCAAAAGAACAUUGGGCUCAAACGAUGUGCUUCUCGAUAUAACCCACGUCAGUAUAUGUGGAACAGAUGAUCUCUUCUUGAGAUCAUCUCAAGUGCUUGGUCAUGAGGGUGUGGGCGUUGUCAGAGAGAAAGGCGGCGGGGUGACAUCAGUUAACAUUGGCGACCGUGUUGGCGCUGGUUAUAUCCAGAAUGUGUGUGGAGAAUGUAAAGAUUGUGUUUCCGGUUGGAACCAAUACUGCGCUAACAGACAACGUUAUGGCGCCAGUGCACCCGAGCAAGGCUGCCUUGGGAAGCAAGCGGUCUGGGACGCAAAGGCUCUCAUUUCCAUCCCGCAAGCGUGUAGCUCUACUAAUGCCGCGGCACUCAUGUGCGGUGGAGCUACUGCUUGGACAGUCUUGACCCGUUACGGUAUUCGGCGCGGACAGCGUGUGGGUAUCAUAGGGGUUGGUGGGAUGGGUCACCUCGCAGUCAAGUUAUCCGCAGCUUUGGGGUACCACACUGUGGUCUUUUCGCGCUCAAACUCCAAGCGAGAUGACUGCAUGUCAUUUGGGUCUAAAGAGUUCUAUUUGAUUCCUAAGCAUACUGCGGCGAAAGCACGGCCCAUGAAUGAUCCUGCAGGUGUCUUACCUGGGAUAUUCGAACCUGUGGACCAUUUACUAUUAUGCAGUAGUGUAGCAGAAGACUUUACUAUGCUCAUGAAGCUGGUGGCUACACGCGGUACUAUCUAUCCAUUGACAGUCAGUCUUGAUUCUGUUCCAGUUCCCUUACUGGCUAUGAUAGACAAUGGAAUCGGGAUACAAGGAUCCUUGACGGCGUCGACAGAAAGUCUUUUCAAAAUGUUGCAAUUUUGCGCUUCGAAUCACGUCAACCCCCUAGUUGAAUGCCAUUCCUUGGACCAAAAUGGUGUCAAAACUGCUUUCCAAGCAUUGAAAGAAGGAUCUGUGCGAUACAAGACUGUGUUAGAGAAAGCAGCA
Molecule: messenger RNA, 1035 nt
Organism: Penicillium nucicola
Lineage: Eukaryota; Fungi; Ascomycota; Eurotiomycetes; Eurotiales; Aspergillaceae
Product: alcohol dehydrogenase
Exons: 2
Biological process (GO): alcohol metabolic process
Molecular function (GO): alcohol dehydrogenase (NADP+) activity; zinc ion binding
Source: RefSeq, a predicted model, not a curated record